AAUACAAAAAGAGGAAAAAGAAAAGGGAAAAACAAAACCCUUGUAAUUUUCUGAAAUCAUAUUUACUGUAAUCUCUCUCGCUCCGUUUCUCUCUUUCAGGCGCACACGCAAUGUUGGGAGUGAGCAGCAAUUGCAGGAUGAUGAUUGGCGGAAGGAAGAAAAGGAAAAGAUGGAGGCAUUGAUUGAGAUAAAGUCGAAUGUGAGGGAAAAUUGUCAAAAGUCCAGGUAUGAAUCAUUAAUUGCCAUUGAGGUAAUUAAUGCUCGAACAAAAGUUGGUAAGUAACACAAUUUUUAACCUGGUGUAAGUCUUAUAUCAUGAUAUCACUAUAUAAGCCCCAGGUUCAUUUUGGUGUUGAGAAAAUAGUGGUGUUCCUUCUGGCUAAACAUAAUCCAAGGUUUUCAUCCCAGAAACCAGUGAUCAUUAUUUUGUUCAUUGCACGACGAGGAAAUCUGAAUCCAUUCACAUACAUCAAGAUAAGUAAAGUUCUGAUUAAGCUGAAUUUCUUCCUCAAUUGAUUCUCCUCUUCCCAAUGUCAAACUUUCAACCUUGUUUGCCAACCUGCUCUUCCUCUUCCGCUUCAUCCUCGUCGUCUUACCCACAACAUCCCUUAUCUGUUGAGGGUGAAAAGUGGUGGAUGCUGGAAAGAACUGCCAAUGGCAUAAUAUCAUCCAUUAGACCUGAUACGUAUUCUGAGAAGACAAGGAUGACGGGGAUCAAGAUCAUUGAGAAAUUAUUUUUGGAACACCUUGGGAUUAAGGUUUUCCCAUAUGGCUCAGUUCCUCUGAAAACAUAUCUUCCUGAUGGAGAUAUUGAUAUGAGUGCAAUCACCCAUCAAAAUACCGAGGACGCCGUGGCCAAUAACUUUUAUCAAAUUUUGAAAGCUUAUGAGCAAAACAAUUUUGGGUUUCUGAUUACGGAUGUUACUAUGAUUGAUGCUCAGGUCAAGGUUGUCAAGUGCAUUCUGGAUCAUAUUCCUGUAGACAUUUCAUUCAACAAAGUGGGAGGUUUCUCUUCUUUGUGCUUUUUGGAAACGGUGAAUAAAGAUAUUCAGAAGGGGCACCUUUUCAAACAAAGCAUUAUUCUGAUCAAAGCUUGGUGCUAUUAUGAGAGCCGGAUUCUUGGUGCUUCCUACGGCUUGAUCUCAACUUAUGCUUUAGAAACAAUGAUCUUACAUAUUAUUAAUCUGUUCCAUUCUCAUUUACGUGGUCCAUUAUCAGUGUUAUACACUUUUUUGGAAUACUACAGUUCAUUCGAUUGGGAAAGGUUUGGAAUAAGCUUAGAUGGUCUCAUUAUUUUAGAAGCCCUUCCAGAUGUUGUGGUACAAAGACCACAAAUUGAAGAUGACAUGCUGCUCGGGGAAGAUUUAAUUCAGAGAUGCAAGAAUUAUUUCUCUAUCCCAAUUAGAGCAGUUAGAGCUGAAGGGGGACAGUUUCAGUUGAAACCAAUCAAUAUAUUGGAUCCUCUAAACGACGAGAAUAACCUAGGACGUAGCAUCUCUCUAGGUAAUUUUUACCGAAUAAAAUCUGCACUGUCCUACGGGUAUAAAAAGCUUACAGAGGUUCUCAUGUUGCAAGAAAGCUGCAUAAGCGACGGCAUAAAGAAGUUCUUCGUCAACACAAUUAAUCGGAGACAUGCGCUAGAGAUGGAAAACCGUGUGGCGGCAUGUACCAGAGGAAGAUACUAUAAAGUCGCUAAUCUGCAUGGGAACUGCACGAGUAGCUUUGAGGGUAUGAUUUACGGGCAAUAUUUCCUCAACUAUACCUUACCCUUUCCUAGAAGACCUCAAAAUGUUCGCCCGGGCCCCGCUUUCCUGGAAACCAAUGUCGAAAGAAACAGCAUUCAUUUAGACAUCGGUGGUGCUGCAGUGGAAAGCAAUGAUGAUGGAAACAAAAUCAACAUUGACAAAGAAGCCACUUCCUCGGAGAUUGAGGAAGAACUAACCUCAAUGCUAUCGUAUAUCAAAGGUUAGAGUCUCCUCCAGUGCCAUUGGUGCUGUUAUCUGCAGUGAAUUUGGAGCAACCGUUGAGAAGCGAUGUAAACCAUUUGGGUUCCAUGCCUUCCUGCAGUGCAGAUUAUUAAUGAUGAGAUGUAUGAAUCCUCACUCUGCAGUGCAGAUUAUUUCAGCAGCUACAUUGUAACGUUAAUUCGAAAAAACUAGUAUCUGAUUGAUAUAUAUUAUUUUGAUUUAUAUUAGGUUUAUUCGCAAUAUUUGCGCUUUCGUUU
Erythranthe guttata (spotted monkey flower) is the source of this 2224-nucleotide messenger RNA. RefSeq lists its product as uncharacterized. NCBI's taxonomy places the organism in Eukaryota, Viridiplantae, Streptophyta, Magnoliopsida, Lamiales, Phrymaceae. The record is from RefSeq and is a predicted model, not a curated record.